GUUGGUUGUUGCCUCGACAAGUCUGAACGGUUUUAAGAUUAGUUUUAUCUGUUCCGUGGACGUUCGUUAUCAAAACAUGGCAGCAGCGUAAUCCAUGGAGGUGAGAUGUCGAAGAUAUAUGGUUGUCAGCGAUAUUUAUGCUAAAGAUGUCAUAUGUGCUCAGUCACAAUUGGCAGGAUGAUCAAAAGUCAAGAAGAUGAAUUUAUUACUGUGAGAGUUCAGGACCCUCGUGUGAUGAAUGAAGGAUCAUGGCACUCGUAUGUGGACUUUAAGAUUUUUCUUCAUACCAACAGCAAAGCUUUCACAGCUAAAACCUCCUGUGUGCGUCGGCGAUAUAGUGAGUUUGUGUGGCUGAAGAGGAAACUGCAGAAGAAUGCGGGUCUGGUACCUGUUCCUGACCUACCCGGAAAAUCUGUCUUGCACUUCAACAACACAGACUUUAUCGAAAGGAGGAGAAAGGGUUUACAGAGCUUUCUGGACAAGGUGGUGCACAUGACAGUGUGUCUGUCCGACAGCCAGCUUCAUCUGUUUCUGCAGACUCAGCUUCCUGUUGGUCACAUUCAAGACUGCGUAAAGGGUCACACUCCUUACAGCGUGACUGAGGCGAUUCUAACUUACGCCACAUCCAACCGUGGCUGGGCUCAGGAGGAAGGGGGUGGCCCACUGGAGCCAUGCCCAACACCAAUUUCCUAUGAAUCAAUGGAGAGCCCCCUUCCAAACGUUUCUCCUUUACGACAUGAGGAAGGAGGUGCAGAUGAGCCUGAUGUAAACUCUGUUGACCUAAGGCUGCAAGAUGACGACGCACCUUUAAAUAAUGCAGCUCACAGAGAUCGGCAUGAAGAAACAGUACAGAAUGAGGAGAAUUGUGGAUAUCUGCAGGUGGACGUCCAUCAGCAUGUUCCUAUUUUGGACAACCAGAACACUAAAGAAAGAAGUGAUAUCAGUAUACUGGAUGAGCAAACAAAAAUCGACAAUAAUCUAAAGGACACCAAUGCUAAUGGAGUUGGAUAUGUGGUCACCCAGUCACCCACUGCAGCAGAUAAGUCUCAGCCAAACCAUGUAGCUAGUAAUAAAAAAUUGGUCAACUUUUUUUUCUAACCAUAUUUAAUAUUCUGAGAAAGCUGUUAUAGAUUUAAGGAAAUCGAUAUCAUGAUUUGAACCAAACCUAAUACAGUACUUAAAGUAAUACACUACAUUACAACUGUUUGUCAUUUUGGCAGGCCCAAGCUCUUUCUCAGACAACUACUUAUAUGUGGCAGGUGAGCUCAUCAGACAUGAACAUCUAGUAAAAAGCAAAAUCAAGUUAGAACAAAUGACCUGAUCAGUGGAGGUCUCUGCGACACCAAUGGAGAACAAAGUCUGAUCAUAAAGAUUUUCCUCAACUGAACAGAAAAAUGUUAGUUCUUUUCUCCACAUUU
This is a messenger RNA of Clarias gariepinus (North African catfish), 1418 nucleotides long. It is a transcript of the gene snx11, whose product is annotated as sorting nexin 11. NCBI's taxonomy places the organism in Eukaryota, Metazoa, Chordata, Actinopteri, Siluriformes, Clariidae. Gene Ontology annotation, biological process: intracellular protein transport. The record is from RefSeq and is a predicted model, not a curated record. Gene Ontology annotation, molecular function: phosphatidylinositol binding. The transcript has 7 exons. Bases 154 to 1098 code for a protein of 314 amino acids.